Molecule: messenger RNA, 1414 nt
Organism: Vespula pensylvanica (western yellowjacket)
Lineage: Eukaryota; Metazoa; Arthropoda; Insecta; Hymenoptera; Vespidae
Product: muscle M-line assembly protein unc-89-like
Exons: 3
Coding region: 270-1244 (324 amino acids)
Source: RefSeq, a predicted model, not a curated record
AGACCGAGUAAAAUCGCCGAAAUGUUUGACGACGAGAAAAGAAACGAAGGUAAAAUGUGACCGGAUGAUGAGCCAACAAUGAUCGAGGAUUCAUCGGUCAUUUAGGAGGCCAAUGUCACUCGUCGGUCGACAAACAUAUCGCCGCUAGUCAUGAAGUCCUUUUAAAUAUGCAGAACGCGCACGAAACACCGUGUAUAUAAUCGGGCGACGGUACCUAUCGGAAAUCAGUCAGCUCGAGAUCACAACCAGCUCUAACUACGAGAACAACAAUGAAGGUAUUCGCCGGUAUUAUCCUGCUCGCAACCGCUGUCCUAGCGGAACCACCGUUUUAUCGUCAGCAACAAAGACAAUAUUAUUUUGCAAGACAACAGGAAGAAGCUGCGGCCGCUCCUUACGCUCCCUCCGGUUGGAAACCGGCUGGUCCAGCGUUCAAUCUGCCACAAAGACAAGUACAAAAUCCUCAACAACAAUACGGUGCACCGACUACUCCUCAACAACAAUAUGGUGCUCCUAACGAGCCUCAACGAAAAUACGGUGCACCGGCUACGCCACAGCAAAAAUAUGGUCCUCCUGCUACACCAGAGCAACAAUACGGAGCUCCUGCUAAACCUCAACAACAAUAUGGAUCUCCUAACGAACCUCAAAGACAAUACGGUACACCUCAGCAAGAAUAUGGACCUCCUCAGGAAGUCACUACUCUCGAUACGCCAAACAGCACGGAAUUAGACGAUGCUACUACGGUUUCCAGCAUUUCCGAUUCCGAGUCCGAACCCGUUAAUUCGGUGAACGAGCUCGAAGAGGAUGACCUGGAUCAAAAUCAGCCACAGCAAACUGGGGAAUAUUACGUAGCACUUCCCGACGGUCGCCUUCAACGUGUACGUUACGUCAGCCGUCAGGACGUCGAAGCCAUGAAAUAUUUCGCUAAGAUCCGCGCCGAAAACGUAGAACCACUUCGUGGACCGAUCUAUGCUUACGCGCCACUUCAAAAACUUCAGAUCGUUCCGGCAGGUUUGCAAAUAGCUUUGGCGUCACCGGUUGCACCGGUGGAAACUCCACAACCGGAAAAGAUUAAGAUCGAGCCGGCAAAACUCGAGAUCGAACCGGUCGCAGCACAGGUACAAUAUCAGUACGAUACUCCAUCGGCUGUCCUCCCUCUUCCUUCGUCGCCAUUAUCCUCGUCGUAUGCCGCUUAUACGUCGAAUUAUCAAAUACCAGAAAACAGGUAUCUCUUGACCGUUCAGUGAAAGGAUUUUAAAUGAGACAGGAUAAUCUCCUAUCGAAUCUCAACCAUCAUUGUAUAUUUCCUUGUAAACUAAUUUAUCUUAAAAUUAACAUUAGCUUAAUUGACGAGCGAUAAAAGAAAAGAAUACAAACAAAACGAAAUCAAUAAAACUUAAUCCGACGAGUUAACGAA